Messenger RNA from Talaromyces atroroseus, 2727 nucleotides. RefSeq lists its product as hypothetical. Bases 1 to 2727 code for a protein of 908 amino acids. The record is from RefSeq and is a predicted model, not a curated record. Gene Ontology annotation, molecular function: oxidoreductase activity, acting on the CH-CH group of donors. Gene Ontology annotation, biological process: lipid metabolic process. Lineage: Eukaryota; Fungi; Ascomycota; Eurotiomycetes; Eurotiales; Trichocomaceae. The transcript is spliced from 3 exons.
AUGGACAGCCUUGUUGAAUUCACCGAAUCCUUCUUCCCCCCUCAGCCCUGGGCCUAUUCCUGGGAAUUACGCCUUUUCCAAUGGUUUCCAGCUGCUACCGUAUUCCAAUGGCUACUGGAUUAUCAUCCAACAGGGAAAUUCUCCCUGCCAAACUCCGCACUCAACCUCAAUGGCCGCUUUUCUUGGUGUGUCAUGGAGGUGGUUGGCCCUAUUAACAUGCUCUACAUCUUCGCGACACUCCCCGCAAAGUUUGGGUUCACAUUCCUGGAUUUACCUCUAUGGAACAAGGUGGCUGGAGCGCUUUAUGUGGUACAUUACUUCAACCGCUCUAUUUUGAACCCACUCUUUGUCGCGCCUAGUAUCUCGCCUGUCCGGCUUGAGAUCUUUUUGUUCGCGUUUAUCUUCAAUUUGUUCAAUUCCUCCUGUCUUGCUGGAUGGAUUGUGGGCUAUGAUUUUACUCCAAGUCUUGGGUAUCUGCCAUCGCCGGCAUCAUCCAUGUCACUCCAGCAGAUUCUUCCUUACAUCGGUCUGGUUACCUUUGCAUAUGGCAUGAUUGGCAAUAUUCGCGCCGAACGCACGCUUUGGCGUCUUCGUCGCGAGGAAGCCCAUCGUCGUGCCUCCAAGAAGAGCGAUCAGGACGUCGCCACUGCUGCUGUCACGGAUGACAACAAAAAGAACAUUUACCACAAGGUGUACAUCAUUCCCCCACCAAAGGGCCUGUUCAGAUGGGUUCUCCAUCCGCAUUAUUCCCUGGAAUGGCUCGAAUGGUUUGGUUUCGUGCUAGUGGGCACUGCUGUGUAUCCUGCCGCUAGUCGUAUGUCGCAGAAUAUCCCGCCUACAUCGUUGAUGACCCCGGCACCCUGGCUGUAUCCAUUUUCUGUUCUUGCUGAGUGGCUGCAUGUGCCAUUUCCAUGGCCAGCUCUUGUAUUUGUUAUGAACGAUGUGUUUACCAUGCUGCCCCAGGCAAGACGCGGUUUGAGAUGGUACACGGCGAAAUUCGGCAAGGAUGAAGUUGCUGGUCGAAGUGCUGUUAUUCCGGGAAUUUCCUUUCUUGUUCAAUCGCACAACACCGGCAUCAUGACGUUUUUGAAAGGCCAUCUCCAGCGAAAGACGAGCGAUCGCAAACAAGCAUUCAGUCUCGACACAACUGUGCAGCAUCGCCAGUCAGAGUCUUCCUCUUCAAAAAGCGCCUCGCUUUCAAAUACCGAGAAGAAGAAGAAGAAGGGAUCUAUUGAAAUCGAAGUUGAGAAUCUGUUUCGACAAGCGGCCGACGCAAGCAGUGCCCCUGGUCGUAGUCAUAAUCAUGGUCCGACGAAGGUGGAACCAUCUCUCUUUCUCAGAUUUAUGAAGCGCAGAGAACAUCCAACGACAUCAAUAGCACCGGCAAAUGGACUAAAGAGAGCCUUUUCUCAUCGACAUCACGCGCCGGCGACGCCUAUCGUAGGAAACGCUGGCGACGACAAAGUUGUCCAUAGCAGCACGCCGGAUCUCGUUAGGGAGGGAAGCUACGAUAGUGAUGCUCUCUUUAUAUGCAGUCCUCGAUUUUCUACACAAAGCUGGGAAUCCUUACACGCAUCCAGUCCAUUACGCAUGAAUAUAACCAAUGUUACUCUUCCGGAUGAGAAGAAGUAUGAGACGACCCCCAAGGCAGAUGGCGAAAUUCUGUUGCCGCCGACUUCUGAGUGCCAGCAUUCAUCACAUGCUCUUUCAGUCCCGAAAAGGAGAGGGCAGCCCGAGAUACCUAUCGAGAGAAGUGAUUGUUCUCGGUCCUUGUGUGGGUCAGACGUUACUAACAAUAAUGAGUGUGUGGUGACAAGGAAUGGCUAUACGGCUGCUGGAAGUCUUCAAAAGCAGUCCAGAUUCACUGAAAUGUUCCACCAUGUCGGCUUAGGAGCUAUAUCCUCAGCCCCAUCGCUUAGAAAAGUCAGUAUUGGAUGGAUGUCUGAGGGGAAACGCUGUGGAUAUGGCUAUUCUUUUGUUGAUAGCGAUGAGACAGCCAGGACGUCAUGUGAAUCAGGCGUAUUCACGGACGGCUCUUCAGAAACUACAGCCAAAGAAGAAACAAACAAGGACCUUGAUACGCGUGACGGUCAGGAUACAACGAUUGCGGUCAACCCGCCAAUUGACGGAGAAACUCACCAAAAUGAAGAGCACAAGGGAUCCUCUCUCGAAAUCGAGACAAUCAACACCUCCAAUGAAUCAUCCCAAUGGGCAUCAAUCUCAAGCCAUUCCAGAACCGACAGAAACGACUCUGCAAAUAUUGAAGACGGGAUCAUCGUCCGUGACUUUUGCACAAAAGCCUCGCCCGACAGACCUCAGCACGAGGAAAACAAUCUCGAGGAGAAGCGUCACUUAAUGGCCAAUGCCGUGCGCCAGGGCUUUUUGGACACUUUUCUCUGGAUGAUUGGUCUCGGCAAACGUGAAAUAGCGAGGUACCACGCGGGUCUCGACGUGCAAGCAGCCCGAUCCCAUGACUGCUGCCAGGAUUCAAUGUUCGAAAUGACCAUCCCUUAUUGGGAUUAUGCGCCAAAGGAGGAACUGGGGAAUUACCAUAUUGAGGCUUGGAAGGCCGCAAAGAGACGGUCUAGAGAGCAGCGUCGAGCUCGACCUACUACCGCUGCUACCACCGGCGCCCCUGGCGUGUUAUCGAACGCUCAAGAGAGUUCUUUUUUGAGUUCCGGCGGUGGCGAGAAGUAUGUUGGAAGGAGGCAUAGUUUGACUUUCUGA